AUGCCAAAGUUAGUUUUAGUCAGACACGGUCAAUCGGACUGGAAUGAGAAAAACUUGUUCACCGGUUGGGUCGAUUGUAAAUUGUCCGAGACUGGUAGAAAGGAAGCCAAGAGAGCUGGUGAAUUGCUCGAAGAAGCAGGAAUCAAGCUCGAUAUUGUCCACACCUCCAAGUUGUCAAGAGCCAUCCAAACUGCCGACAUUGCUUUAGAAGCUGCCGACCAAUUGUGGAUCCCUGUCAAGAGAUCAUGGAGAUUGAAUGAAAGACACUAUGGUGCUUUGCAAGGGUUGGACAAGGCCAACACUUUGGAGAAAUACGGUAAGGAGAAAUUCCAAACUUGGAGAAGAUCCUUUGACGUCCCCCCACCACCAAUUGCUCCCGACGCUGAAUACUCUCAAGUGGGCGAGAGAAGAUACGACGACAUUGACCCAGCCUGUAUUCCAUUGACCGAGUCAUUGAAGUUGGUCAUCGACAGAUUGUUGCCCUACUGGCAAGACGAGAUUGCCGGCGACUUGUUGGAAGGCAAAGUUGUCUUGAUUGCUGCUCACGGCAACUCCUUGAGAGCGUUGGUCAAGCACUUGGACAACAUUUCCGACGAGGAAAUUGCUGGCUUGAACAUCCCAACUGGUAUUCCAUUGGUUUACGAAUUGGAUGAGAAAUUGAAGCCAACCAAGCCAGCAUACUACUUGGACCCUGAAGCCGCUGAAGCCGGAGCUGCAGCCGUUGCCGCUCAAGGACAAAAGAAAUAA
Molecule: messenger RNA, 747 nt
Organism: Lodderomyces beijingensis
Lineage: Eukaryota; Fungi; Ascomycota; Pichiomycetes; Serinales; Debaryomycetaceae
Source: the annotation of a GenBank genome assembly